AUGCCUGGCGCAACGCCAUAUAUAGGAAAUGCGACAAGGAUAUGGGAGAUCAAUGUUCACUGGAGCCUGUAUUCUCAGUGUGGAAUAUGGGAUCCUAAGGGUCGCGGCGUAGAUGUUUGGGAAUGCAUUAGAGCUCAUGACUCGACCCAAUUUACCCAGCCACCGAACGGUCUUUACUGGCGCUACAUCGCUCGCCGGUAA
Messenger RNA from Suillus bovinus, 201 nucleotides. RefSeq lists its product as uncharacterized. The record is from RefSeq and is a predicted model, not a curated record. The transcript has 3 exons. The coding region runs from base 1 to 201 and encodes 66 amino acids. NCBI's taxonomy places the organism in Eukaryota, Fungi, Basidiomycota, Agaricomycetes, Boletales, Suillaceae.